GAUGGGGAAAAAACAGUGGUCCAGUUUGGAAAUCAUCCUUUUGGUCCUGUUUGUCUUGAUGACCAUAGUGGCCAUCACUAUGAUCGUACUUUUUGUCACUGGAGAACCUGGUGUCAUUUGUGAUGAUUCUACAGAUGUAUUUGUUCCUCAGUGUCCUAACAUUUCUUUGGCUGAAAGAGUGGACUGUUAUCCGGAUGCUGGAGCUUCAAUGCUGGGAUGUGAGCAGCGUGGCUGUUGCUGGGCUCCUCUGGAUGAGCGAAAUGUUCCCUGGUGUUUUUUCCCAACCAACCACGGAUACACUGUGCACUCAGUACAAAGCCCCAACUCCUAUGAGCUUCAUGCUGAAAUGAAGAGAAUGGCCUCUCCCUCUCUGUUUGGUGCCGACAUACAGGAGCUGACACUGCACGCAGAAAUGCAGACAAGCAAUCGACUUCAUUUUAAGAUCUACGAUUCCAAAAGCAAGAGGUUCGAGGUCCCACAUGAGCACAUCCGAACAGUCAAAAGCAACCCCACCAGCCCUAUCAGUGACACACUUGAGAUCACAAACAACCCCUUUGGUCUGACUGUACGCAGAAAGGAGAACAAGAAAGUCCUGUUUGACACCACAAUGGCUCCACUUGUGUUUGCGGACCAGUACAUACAGCUGUCUGCUAGGCUGCCAUCUCACAACAUCUAUGGCCUGGGUGAACAUGUACAUCAGAGAUAUCUCCAUGACACGAACUGGAGAACUUGGCCCAUUUUUGCAAGAGAUGCUUUCCCUAAUGGGGGAACACACAACCUCUAUGGACACUAUCCCUUCUUCCUCUGUCUGGAAGAUGAGAGCGGAAAGUCAUUUGGGGUGUUUCUGCUCAACAGCAAUGCCAUGGAGGUGACGCUGCAGCCUGCCCCAGCAGUGACCUACAGGACCAUCGGAGGAAUCCUUGACUUCUACAUUGUGUUUGGGGACACACCUGAACUCGUGGUGCAGGAGUUCCUUGAGCUCAUUGGCAGGCCUGUCAUUCCUACCUACUGGUCCCUGGGCUUUCAACUUUCUCGGUGGAACUACGGGAACCUCACUGAAGUCAAGGCCACAGUGGAGAGGAAUCGGGCUGUGGACCUCCCAUAUGACAUUCAGUACACUGACAUAGACUACAUGGAGGACAAGAAAGAUUUCACUUAUGACAAAGUGAACUUCCAGGAGUUGCCUCAGUUUGCUGACUACCUCCAUGAAAAAGGACAGAGGUACAUCCUUAUCUUGGAUCCUGCAAUAGCCACCAGUAAAAGGGUAGGGGGUGCUCCAUAUGAGUCGUAUGACCGUGGUGAAGAGAAGAGUGCUUGGGUCUUUCAGUCAGAUGGAAAAAAUCCUCUUGUAGGAGAGGUUUGGCCAGGAGAAACGGUAUUCCCAGAUUACACCAGCCAGAACUGCAUCGACUGGUGGGUAGAUGAGUAUGAACGACUCUACCAGGAGAUCAAACACGAUGCCCUCUGGAUUGACAUGAACGAAGUGGCUAACUUCAAGAAAGGCUCACAAAAUGGCUGUGUUGAUAACAAACUCAACUACCCUCCCUACACUCCAAAGAUUCUGGAUGAGGUGAUGUACAGUAAGACCCUCUGUAUGGAUGCCAAGCAGGCUUGGGGAGACCACUAUGAUGUCCACAGUUUGUACGGCUACUCUAUGGUGCUGGCCACUGAUAAAGCCCUGAAACGUGUGUUCGGGUCAAACCGUACGCUGAUGCUGACACGCUCCUCCUUCCCAGGUGUGGGGAAAUAUUCAGGGCAUUGGCUGGGUGACAAUGGUGCCAACUGGAACGACAUAAAAUGGGCUAUUCCUGGCAUGCUGGAGUUUGGGCUUUUUGGAAUUCCCUAUAUUGGAGCUGACAUCUGUGGAUUCUUUGAUGACUCAAGUGAAGAGUUGUGCCGUCGCUGGAUGCAGGUUGGGGCUUUCUAUCCCUUCAGUCGGAACCACAACGCUGAGGGCUACAAGCCCCAGGAUCCCGCUUUUUACGGCGCCGACUCAGUGCUGCUGAGGAGCUCCAAGCAUUACCUGACGAUACGUUACACUCUCCUGCCUUACCUCUAUACACUCUUCUACAAAGCCCACACCACAGGGGAGACCGUUGUACGUCCUCUUGUACAUGAGUUCUACUCUGACUCCAACACCUGGGAAGUGGAUCACCAGUUUCUCUGGGGAAAACAUCUGCUCAUCACACCUGUGCUUGAUCCGGGUACGGACAUAAUCAAGGCAUAUAUUCCAGAUGCAGUGUGGUAUGACUAUGAAACGAUGGAACGUAUCAGCAACCGCAAAAACCAUGUUGAUAUGCAUCUACCUGCUGAUAAGCUUGGCCUACACAUCAGAGGAGGUGCUAUCCUUCCUACGCAGAAACCUGAAGUCACCACAACAUACAGUCGGCGUAACCCAAUGGGUCUGAUUGUUGCUCUUGAUGACAACAACCAAGCAGCUGGAGAGCUAUUCUGGGAUGAUGGAGAUUCCCGAGAUACUGUUGAAAAUGGCAACUACGUCCACUACCAGUUCUCUUUUGUCAAUGGAAACCUGACGUUACAAGUGACCACGGCUGACUACAAGGAUCCAAAUAAUCUUAAGUUUGAGAACAUAACUUUCUUGGGAGUGCCUCUUCCUCCCACUUCUGUUUCUGUGACUCACAUCCCCACUGAAGGUGGUCCAGCCAAAACUACAGUACUGCCAAACUCCAGCUUUGACCAUGAUGCAGCCAAGCAGGUGCUUUUCCUGUACAGCUUGUCCCUGACCCUCGGCGAGAGCUACACAAUUCAUUGGGAAAUAAACGAAGAGCUUCAGCGUUUUGACUGCUAUCCAGAGGGGAAUGCAGAUGAAACCAAAUGCAAGGAGAGGGGCUGUCUGUGGAAACAAAGUACUACUGAGGGGGUUCCUUGGUGUUACUAUCCAAGUGACUAUGGUUACACUGUUACAACAAGUAAUGAAACCAGUUCUGGCAUCACACUUGAUAUCACUCGGAAUAUGAAGUACAGGAGCAGCGGCCGAUCAGACUCACCAGAUGUCGACAACCUCCGUGUCCAGAUUUGGUAUCAUACCAGCAACAUGCUUCAGUUCAAAAUUUGGGACCCAACAAAUGAACGCUUUGAGGUACCAGUGCCACUGUCAGUUCCUUCAACUCCUGACACAGAUGAGAGCAAAAGGCUUUACAGGGUCUUAGUCUCUCAGAAGCCCUUUGGCAUCCAGGUCAUAAGAGACAGCACAGGAACAAAGAUCUGGGACUCCACUCUGCCAGGUUUUACCUUCUCAGACAUGUUCAUCCAAGUGUCAACUAGACUGUCAUCACUCUUUGUCUAUGGCUUUGGAGAAACAGAGCAUCCCACCUAUAAACAUGAUCUCAACUAUCAUACCUGGGGGAUGUUUUCCAAGGACCAGCCUCCUGGUUACAAGAUGAAUUGCUAUGGAGUGCAUCCCUUCUACAUGGGCCUUGAGGACACUGCUGAUGCUCACGGGGUGCUGUUGCUAAACAGUAAUGCAAUGGAUGUCACUUUCCAGCCAACUCCAGCUUUGACCUAUCGCACUCUUGGAGGCAUCUUGGAUUUCUACAUGGUGCUGGGACCAACACCUGAGAUGGUUGUGCAGGAGUACACUGCACUGAUUGGACGACCUGUUCUACCUGCCUACUGGUCCCUCGGGUUUCAGCUUUGUCGUUAUGGUUAUGCCAAUGACUCAGAAAUAGAGCAGCUAUACAGUGAAAUGAUAGCAGCUGGUAUGCCUUAUGAUGUACAAUACGCCGACAUUGACUAUAUGGAGCGUCAACUAGACUUUAAAUUGGAUGAAGUGAAUUUUCCAGGACUGCCAAAACUGGUUGACAGAAUGAGAGGAGAAGGCAUGAGGUUCAUCUUUAUGCUGGAUCCAGCCAUUUCAGGCAAUGAAACAGAUUACCCUGCUUUUGACAGAGGGAUAGCAGCUGAUGUUUUCAUCAAAUAUCCCAGUGAUCUGGGUGGCAACAUUGUGUGGGGAAAGGUCUGGCCUGAUUUGCCAAAUGUCACAGUAAAUGAAGAUCUUGACUGGGACACCCAAGUAGAGAUAUAUCGGUCAUACACCGCAUUCCCAGACUUCUUCCGUACUCAAACAGCAACAUGGUGGAAACAAGAAAUCAAGGAUUUCUAUGAUAAAAUGAAGUUUGAUGGUCUGUGGAUUGACAUGAAUGAACCUGCAAGUUUUGUCCACGGCACAGUUGGUGGCAUCUGUCUGGGUAAUCCCCUUCUAGAGAAUCCUCCAUAUAUGCCACCUCUGGAGUCCAAACAAAUGGGCUUGAACCAUAAGACUCUUUGUAUGAAUAGCGAACAGACACUCACCAAUGGGAAGAAAGUCAGCCAUUAUGACGUUCACAACCUCUAUGGAUGGUCUCACACCAAACCUACCUAUGAUGCUUUGCUGGAAGUGACUGGUAAGAGAGGAAUAGUUGUGACUAGGUCUACCUACCCAACAAGUGGGAAAUGGGCAGGACAUUGGCUGGGAGACAACAACUCUAGCUGGGACCAGCUGUACAAAUCCAUCAUAGGCAUGCUGGAAUUUAGUCUGUUCGGCAUUUCUUAUACUGGCGCAGACAUAUGCGGGUUCUUUAACAAAGCUGAGUAUGAGAUGUGUCUUCGCUGGAUGCAGCUGGGUGCCUUCUAUCCAUAUUCCCGUAACCACAAUGGCAAGGGCAACCCAAGACAAGAUCCUGUUAGCUGGGAUAAGAAAUUUACCGAGGCAUCCCGGGACGUCUUGAACAUCCGUUAUACCCUCCUGCCUUACCUAUACGUGCUGAUGUUUGAGUCACACACUAAAGGAAGCACAGUUGUCAGACCCCUACUACAUGAGUUUGUAAAAGACAAAGCUACAUGGGACAUCCACACACAGUUUCUCUGGGGACCUGCCCUCCUUAUCAGCCCUGCCCUAGGCCCAGGAGUUACAGUGGUAGAAGGCUAUCUUCCAAAUGCACGUUGGUAUGACUACCACACAGCCAAGGAUGUUAAUAUGCGUGCCACAAAAGUCAACAUGACCACACCAUUGAACCAUAUUAACCUUCAUGUGAGAGGCGGAUAUAUCCUACCCUGGCAGAAACCAGAGAACAAUACAUUUUACAGUCGAAAGAAUCCUUUGGGACUCAUCGUUGCCCUGAGUGACUCUGGUACUGCUCAAGGAUCGUUCUUCUGGGACGACGGAGAAGGAAUAGACACAGUUGGAAGAAACCAAUAUCUCCAUACCACCUUUUCAGCAGAAGGGAAAACCUUGUCCAGUGCGGUUGUUCACAACGGUCUAGUCGCUGCUGAUUAUGUAAACCUGGGUUUGGUGAAGGUUUGGGGAGCUGGCACUGUGAAGGUCACAGGGGCAACCCUAACAGACUAUGAAGGAUUGCAGCAUUCACUCAAUGUGCAGCACAACACCGACACUGAGGAGCUGAUUAUUGAUGCUACCUCAAAGGCUGUACCUCUGCAUUCUUCUUUCAGUAUAAUAUGGAGAACUGGCUGAAAGCCAUACUUGUCUAUUUUGCUAUUAAAUGAUUCGUGUACAUACUGAUCCAAUAAGACAAAUCUUAAUUUGAAACAAAAUAUUUAUAUUACAUUAAAUACCAAACCUUAAUCUAUUGUAUCAGUGCCGACUCUGUUUUAAGAAAGAUCUGAAACAGUUUUUUCAUAAGUGUGCCUUAAAAUGAAAUGUUUGAAACAUAAAAAUAUGUGAUGAAUAAAAUCUGUAAUAUUUUACAAACA
Girardinichthys multiradiatus is the source of this 5709-nucleotide messenger RNA. RefSeq names its product sucrase-isomaltase (alpha-glucosidase) (gene si). Gene Ontology annotation, biological process: carbohydrate metabolic process. The record is from RefSeq and is a predicted model, not a curated record. Gene Ontology annotation, molecular function: alpha-1,4-glucosidase activity; carbohydrate binding. The transcript is spliced from 47 exons. Lineage: Eukaryota; Metazoa; Chordata; Actinopteri; Cyprinodontiformes; Goodeidae. Bases 2 to 5470 code for a protein of 1822 amino acids.